Rhinopithecus roxellana (golden snub-nosed monkey) is the source of this 1773-nucleotide messenger RNA. Its product is annotated as cytochrome P450 2D17-like. The record is from RefSeq and is a predicted model, not a curated record. Lineage: Eukaryota; Metazoa; Chordata; Mammalia; Primates; Cercopithecidae. Gene Ontology annotation, molecular function: heme binding; oxidoreductase activity, acting on paired donors, with incorporation or reduction of molecular oxygen, reduced flavin or flavoprotein as one donor, and incorporation of one atom of oxygen; iron ion binding. Gene Ontology annotation, cellular component: intracellular membrane-bounded organelle; cytoplasm. Gene Ontology annotation, biological process: xenobiotic metabolic process; arachidonate metabolic process.
GUCUAGAGGAGCCCAGUGGGCAGCAAGGCAGUCAUGGGGCUGGAUGCACUGGUGCCCCUGGCCAUGACAGUAGCCAUCUUCCUGCUCCUGGUGGACCUGAUGUACCGGCGCCAACGCUGGGCUGCACGCUACCCACCAGGUCCCCUGCCACUCCCUGGGCUGGGCAACCUGCUGCAUGUGGACUUCAAGAACACACCAUACUGCUUCGACCAGCUGCGGCGCCGCUUCGGGGACGUGUUCAGCCUGCAGCUGGUCUGGACGCUGGUGGUCGUGCUCAAUGGGCUGGCGGCUGUGCGCGAGGCACUGGUGACCUGCCGCGAGGACAGCGACCGCCCGCCUUUGCCCAUCUACCAGGUCCUGGGCAUCGGGCCGCGCUCCCAAGGGGUGUUCCUGGCGCACUACGGGCCCGCGUGGCGCGAGCAGAGGCGCUUCUCCGUGUCUACCUUGCGCAACUUGGGCCUGGGCAAGAAGUCGCUGGAGCAGUGGGUGACCGAGGAGGCCGCCUGCCUCUGUGCCGCCUUCGCCGACCAAGCCGGAUGCCCCUUUCGCCCCAAUGGCCUCCUGGACAAAGCGGCGAGCAACGUAAUUGCCUCCCUUACCUGCGGGUGCCGCUUUGAGUACGACGACCCUCGCUUUCUCAGGCUGCUGGACCUAGCGCAGGAGGGAUUGAAGGACGAGUCCAGCUUCCUGCACCAGGUGCAGAGCGAGGGACCGCAGGUCCCCCUCCUCCUGCGCAUCCCAGCGCUGGCUGGCAAGGUCCUACCCUCCCAAAAGGCUUUCCUGACCCAGCUAGAUGAGCUGCUGACCGAGCACAGGAUGACCUGGGACCCAGCCCAGCCACCCCGAGACCUGACUGACGCCUUCCUGGCAGAGAUGGAGAAGGCCAAGAAGAACCCCGAGAGCAGCUUCAAUGAAGAGAACCUGCGCCUUGUGGUGGCUGACCUGUUCUCUGCUGGGAUGGUGACCACCUCGACCACGCUGGCCUGGGGCCUCCUGCUCAUGGUCCUGCACCCGGAUGUGCAGCGCCGUGUCCAACAGGAGAUCGACGACGUGAUAGGGCAGGUGCGGCGACCAGAGAUGGGUGACCAGGCUCACAUGCCCUACACCACUGCCGUGAUUCACGAGGUGCAGCGCUUUGGGGACAUUGUUCCCCUGAAUGUGCCCCACAUGACAUCCCGUGACAUCGAAGUGCAGGGCUUCCUCAUCCCUAAGGGGACGACGCUCUUCACCAACCUGUCAUCGGUGCUGAAGGAUGAGGCCGUCUGGGAGAAGCCCUUCCGCUUCCACCCCGAACACUUCCUGGAUGCCCAGGGCCACUUUGUGAAGCCAGAGGCCUUCCUGCCUUUCUCAGCAGGCCGCCGUGCAUGCCUCGGGGAGCCCCUGGCCCACAUGGAGCUCUUCCUCUUCUUCACCUGCCUGAUGCAGCGCUUCAGCUUCUCGGUGCCCACCGGACAGCCCAGGCCCAGCCACUCUCAUGUUGUUGGCUUUCUGGUGACCCCUUCCCCCUACGAGCUUUGUGCUGUGCCCCGCUAGAGUUGGGCAUCAAGCCCCCAACUUGCUCCUCAGCUGGGACCCUGUUGUACCGAAAAUGAAUCUAGUGGCUCCCACUUGGUUUCUGAAUCCAGUCUGGGCCCCUGCCAAGGUCCUGGUUGUGUUGAGUCACCUGCCUGAUAUCAGCGCUUACCCCUCACUCGUCACCUCAUUCUUUUUUUUUUUUUUUUGAGAUGGAGUCUACUCUGUCAACCAGGCUGGAGUGCAGUAGUGCAAUCUCAG